Messenger RNA from Lingula anatina, 1037 nucleotides. Its product is annotated as phospholipid-transporting ATPase ABCA3-like. The record is from RefSeq and is a predicted model, not a curated record. Gene Ontology annotation, cellular component: intracellular membrane-bounded organelle; membrane. NCBI's taxonomy places the organism in Eukaryota, Metazoa, Brachiopoda, Lingulata, Lingulida, Lingulidae. Gene Ontology annotation, molecular function: ATP binding; ATP hydrolysis activity; lipid carrier activity. Gene Ontology annotation, biological process: lipid transport; transmembrane transport.
AUGACCAAUACGCUCAAAAGCGAACAAAGUAGAAUAAAGACUCCCCAGCCCUUGGAAGAGGGUCCAGUUCAAGUGUCAGUACGGAAAGGCGAAGCUCUUGGAAUACUCGGCCUUGAUGACCGCGGCAAAGAAAUUCUGUUCAGGAUGCUCACGGGUGAUUUGCUGCCAUCUGACGGUACAUCAUUCCUGGAAGGUGUGACCUUUGACAGUUAUAAUGGAAAACAGGUCCGCCUCCAUGUUGGCUACUGCCCCAAAUCGUGCUCUCUGAUGGGUGACCUGACGUGUCGAGAGAUGCUGUACCUGAUUGGUCGGUUGCGAGGAGUCACAGAAACUGAUCUGGAGCAUGUGAUUGAUGACGUCAUAGAAUGUUGCCUUCUCACCAGUCAGGCCGAUGACGUCAUAGAUAGUUGCAGUGCUGGGACAAAGAGAAAAUUAAGCACAGCAAUAGCGUUGAUUGGAAAACCAACCAUCAUAUUCCUGGAUGACCCGACAACAAGUGUUGAUCCAUUGUCCAGGAGAAAGAUAUGGUCAGUUCUGCAAGAAAUACGUCAACAAGGCACAACACUGGUGCUGACCACCAACAGCACUGAAGAAAGUGAAAUGCAGUGCACUCGAGUGACAAUAAUGAUCGACCAGCGCUUUGUCACUAUGGGCAGUCCACAGUCGCUUAAAAAUGCGUACGGGGACGGCGUUAACAUUGAAAUACGUCUGACAGAUGAAGAGGAAAUUGCCACAAAGGAUCUUAUUUCAUUUAUAAGUUCGCGCCUGCCUGGAGGAUAUGUGACCAAAGAAAACAACUUCACGAUAACAUUUAAAGUCUUAAACGAACAUAUCCGUUGGGGCCAACUCUUUCAAACACUUGAGGAGGCUAGGACCCGCUUUACGAUUGCAGAUUAUAGCAUCCAGCAGUGUACUUUGGAGGCCGCUUUUCUCCAUUUGUCGCGUUCCUUUGUUGCACCUACAAGCGUUGACCACAGCCAAGCAACACGUAGCUUUGUGUUGUAAACCGUUUUUAAGGCAGACAUAUGAGAGAAUCU